AGACAAAUAGCCGGCUAGCAGAUAGACUGUGCGGCACGGUGCGCCCCGCUGCUGCUGCUGCUGCUGCAGCCCGGGCUGGGGCCGGCUACAGCUGCUGCUGCCCCAGACUCAGCUGGGGCGGCUGCCCCGUCUGUCUCUCUCCCAGUCUCCUUUCCUACUUCACUCUGUCUGGCUCUGCCUGUCUUUGGGUCUGUCUCUGGGUCUGUCCCUCUGUCACUCCACUCCUUAACCGCGUUCCUCCUAGCCUCUGUCUCCCCCGUUUCCUCCUGCUGUCUCCUCUGUCUCUUCUGUUUCUUCCUUUCCUGUCUUGGGCGCUUCUGUCUGUCCGUCUGUCUUUUCUGAUCCGCCUUUCUGCUUGUUUCCUCCCCACGGGGUGAUAAGGCUCAGUUAGCCGGCAGCCCCGUCUGUCAGUCCAUCCGUCUGUCCUCUCUACUCCGCCUGCCGCUGUCUGGCUCGAGGAGGGGUUGAGGAGGAGCCUCAAGAAACUAACUCCCUUUAAAAAAAAAAAGCCUCCUAGGAUAAGAGCAGCCGCGGGCCGGCCCCCUCCUCCCGGCGGCCCCCCACCCCUCUUUGCUUCCCUCCUCCCUCCCCUGCCUACCAUUCCCACUGCAUCCCUCCCCGUCUCCUGACACGCCGGCGGAGAAGAAGCUCUUUUCGCCGAGGAGAGGAGGACUAGGAGGAAGAGGAGGAGGAGGAGGAGGAAAGAGCAGCGGCAGCGGCAGCGGCAGCAGCAAGCCCUCCUCCAGGCGCCCCGGGUUGCCUCCAGGUGACGAUGCUCUGGCUCUCCCCCAGCGUCCGGGCUCUGGCUCCGCGGCAGUGGCUGACUUCUCCUGGGAUUGCCUUCAGUGUCUGGCUGCUGCUGAGUAACCUGUGGGUCCAGAUGUCUCUGGCUUCCUCAUUCCUGACAGGUUCAGUUGCUAAAUGUGAAAAUGAAGGUGAAGUCCUCCAGAUCCCUUUUAUCACCGACAACCCAUGCAUAGUGUGUGUCUGCUUGAAUAAAGAAGUGACAUGUAAACGAGAGAAGUGUCCACUGUUCUCCAAAGACUGUGCCCUGGUGGUUAAGCAGAGGGGAACCUGCUGUGAACGAUGCAAAGGCUGUAGCUACGAAGGACAUACUUACAACAGCUCCCUAAAAUGGCAGGUCCCAGGCAACCCCUGCGUCCUCCACCAGUGCCAGGAAGGAGUCGUAACCAAGGCGGAAAUGCACUGUGUGGUUCAUUGUAAAAACCCUGCCAAGCAGCAAGGGAUGUGCUGCCCCACCUGUCCAGGAUGUGUCUUUGAAGGAGUUCAGUACCACGAAGGGGAAGAGUUUCAGCCUGAAGGCAACAGAUGCACCAAGUGCAUGUGUAUUGGAGGUCAGACACAGUGCAUGAGAGAAGUCUGCCCGAUUCUGUCAUGUCCUGAGCACCUGAGUCAGACUCCACCAGGCCAGUGUUGCCCCCGAUGUGUAGGUCAGAGGAAAGUAUUUGACCUCCAGUUUGGAAGCUGCCUCUUCCGUAGCGAUGUCUAUGAUAAUGGUGCCUCCUUCCUCUAUGACAAUUGCACAGUUUGCACAUGCCAGGACUCCACCGUGGUGUGCAAGAAGAAAUGCUCUCCCCCUGGAGCUUGUGCUAAGAGCAGAGACUCCUGUUGUGAAGAAUGCCUUGUGCGUGUGCCCCCCAAAGACAUCCGUGUGUGCAAGCUUGGGAGCAAGAUCUUCCGGGAUGGAGAGAUGUGGUCCUCUGUUAAUUGCACCAUCUGUGCUUGUGUGAAAGGCAAGACUGAGUGUCAGAAGAAGCAAUGCGUUCCCAUCAACAGCUGUCCACACGGUAAAAUUCUGAAUAGAAAGGGAUGCUGUCCUAUUUGCACUGAAAAGCCCGGCGUUUGCACUGUAUUUGGAGAUCCCCACUACAACACUUUUGACGGACGGACAUUUAACUUUCAGGGAACAUGUCAGUACGUUUUGACAAAAGACUGCUCCUCCUCUGCCUCACCCUUCCAGGUGCUGGUGAAGAAUGAUGCCCGGAGGACUCGGUCCUUCUCUUGGACCAAGGCUGUGGACCUUGUGGUUGGCGGCGGCACAGUCAGCCUCCAGCAGCAUCUCACAGUCAAGUGGAACGGUACCCGGAUAGCACUGCCCUGUGAGACUCCUCACUUCCAUAUUGAUCUGGACGGCUACCUCCUGAAAGUGACGACCAAAGCAGGCCUGGAAAUCUCCUGGGAUGGAGACAGUUUUGUGGAAGUCAUGGCUGCCCCACACCUGCAGGGCAAACUCUGUGGACUUUGUGGCAAUUACAACGGGCACAAACGGGAUGACUUAAUUGGGGGGGAUGGCAACUUCAAGUUUGAUGUGGAUGAUUUUGCUGAAUCCUGGCGAGUGGAGUCGAAUGAGUUUUGCAAUCGGCCCCAGAGAAAGCCAGUGCCAGAGCUUUGCCAAGGGACGGUGAAGGUAAAGCUUCGUGCACACCGGGAGUGCCAGAAACUCAAAGCCUGGGAGUUUCAACCCUGUCAUUCUACUGUCGACUACACACCAUUUUAUCGGUCCUGUGUCACAGACAUGUGUGAGUGUCCAGUCCAUAAAAACUGCUAUUGUGAAUCCUUCCUGGCAUAUGCCCGGGCUUGCCAAAGAGAAGGGGCCAAAGUUCACUGGAAGCCGGAGCAGAACUGUGCAGCCACCCAGUGCAAACAUGGCGCCGUAUAUGACACCUGUGGGCCCGGAUGCAUCAAGACAUGCGACAACUGGAAUGAGAUCGGCCCCUGCAACAAGCCAUGUGUGGCAGGCUGCCACUGUCCCGCCAACUUGGUUCAUCACAAAGGAAGAUGCAUCAAACCAGUCCUCUGUCCCCAGCGGUGACCUUUGUUCAGGGCCAAAGACUUGGAAAGCCGGUGUCCUUGACACCUACACUGAACAGCCAAUGAAGGACUAUAGGUUUUAAAUGCAUAUUCUGCAAAAAACACAUCCAGAGUACAUAUGUGUAAAUAUACAUAUAUGUACACAUCUGUACAUAUACAUAUGUAUGUGUGUAUGUAUAGAUGUGUAUAUAUACAGAUUCAAAAACAUACAACAUUUAUGUAAACCAUAGAAGGAAGAAUUACUAUAUGUAUAUUUUUUGCUAUAAGACAUGUAUUAUUUCUAGGAUUCUCAUCUGUAAGCCAUGGCAGUUAUUGUAUAAAUAAACCCAAUGUUUCUAAUUUGAUCAGGUGGCAUGGCAGCCUUCUGGAUGGCUUUCCCAUUGCAUAAACCUCAAGGAAGUUUUUUUAAGAGCCCUGGUGUUCCACUGAAUUCAUUUUGAUCCUGAAUCAGGAUUUGUGGUUGGAUGGAAAACAUGUGUCCCUGGAGGAGGAGGAUUUAUCUGUGGGCAAGAAAGGAAUAUGUACUUGUGAAAGCUGGCCAGGGGAUUGGUGAUGGGAAUGAAAAUGGAUGGACAGCUGGGUCUUUGGAGCCAUAUAGUUGAUGGUGUUUCCAAGAUUGACUGGCCAGAUGCCAGGAUGGCGAUAUUUGUCAGUGGAGCUAAACCAAAGAGCCAAAUAGUUUCUUGAUUUAAGGAUUCCUUUUUAUUGUAUUUUUAUGGAAGUCUGCCCCUCUUACACAUGGGCAUGCACACGCGCACACACACACACACACACACACACACACACACACACACGGCAUCUCAACAGCCUUAGUUUAGCUUUAAUAGCUUAUCACCACCCCAAGACUUUUGGAUAUUCUAUAGAGGCAGCGUGGUAGAGUAGAUAGAGAUGUGGCAUGACAGCCUGGAAGACAGUUUAAAUUCCUAUUUCUGACAAAUAUGGGCUGUGACUCUGGACAAGUCAUGUGAUCUCUCAGUGCCCCAACUAUAAAUCACAGCCAAAUGGCUGAUCUGCAUUGGCCAUCCAGGAGAUCUCUGUGCCAGUGAAAUCACAGGUACAGGCUCAAUUAUGAUAUCAAUCUGCUAAUCACCAAGCAUGUAUUAAACACCUACUGUGUGCCAGGCAUUGUGCUAAAUGUUGGGACACAAAGUACAAAAACAGUCCUUGCCUUCUAAGUGCUUACACUCUAGUGAAGAGACAAUAUAUAUAGAUCAGAAAAUGCAAGCUAAAUACGGAGUAUCUAGAUGGAAGGUAACUUGAGCUGGCCUGGCACUAGCAUCUGCGGAGGACCAGGAAAAGCUUCCUGGGGGUGGUGGCCCUUGAGAUGAAUCUUAAAGGGAUUCUAAGAAUCAGAGCUUGGGGGGAGAGCAUUUCAGGCAUGGAGAAUGGCCAGUGCAAAGGCCUAAAGAUGAGAGAUAAGAUGUCGUGUGUAAGAAAUAGCCAGCAAGCUGGUUUGACUGGAUUGUAGAGUGAGUGGAUGGAAUGGAUGGAAGAAAAUUGGAAAAGGUGGGAAAGGGCUAGCCUCUGUGAAGAGCCUAAGUGACAAGUGAAGGACUUUAUAUAGGUAACAUUAUAGACGUGGAAUUUAUUGGAAAGAAAUCCAGAGUCCAUUUAUUCCAAACCAAACUUGAGCAAGCAUCUCCUCUACCACUUCUUAAAUCAAUGGUUAUGUACCCUCCGUUUGAAUUGAGGGGAACCCACUACCUCCUGAAGAAGUUCAUUAUGCAUUUGGAUGAUUCUAAUUAUGAACUGGUUUCCUCCUACACUUACUUCUUCCUUGUCCUGUCUCUGGAGCCCAACAGAGUAAGUUUAAUCCCUUUCCAAAAUGGAGACAACUCUUAUGUCCCCACUAAUCUUUGGGCGGAUAUCCUCAGUACCUUUGACGAUCUUUGGAACGGCAUGAUUUCCAGUUCUCUCCCCAGCCUGAUCACCCACUUCUCUUUGUCGAACGCUAUCAUCCGUGUAUAGUAUUAAUUAAAGCUUGCCUCUCUGCUGAA
This is a messenger RNA of Phascolarctos cinereus (koala), 4829 nucleotides long. It is a transcript of the gene BMPER, whose product is annotated as BMP binding endothelial regulator. Gene Ontology annotation, cellular component: extracellular region. The record is from RefSeq and is a predicted model, not a curated record. NCBI's taxonomy places the organism in Eukaryota, Metazoa, Chordata, Mammalia, Diprotodontia, Phascolarctidae. Gene Ontology annotation, molecular function: protein binding.